Messenger RNA from Rubroshorea leprosula, 3039 nucleotides. Lineage: Eukaryota; Viridiplantae; Streptophyta; Magnoliopsida; Malvales; Dipterocarpaceae. The record is from the annotation of a GenBank genome assembly.
ACCGAAUUUAUUCUACUCGCACCAAUAGUUCGUUCGUGCCUCGUCUCUUUUCUCUUGGUUAUACUCUCUCACCACUUCCUAAAUCAGAAGCGAAUUGGGAUUAAGCUAUAGUCACCGGCCGGCGGAGCAGAGCGCGUGUUGUUCCUGGUUCUUCCUUCCUUGUUCUCCUUCACUCACAGAUCAAAAUGACAUUUAACCGAAAUCAAAAUGGCAAGACCUGUAAAUUCUCAUUAACAUAAAGCCCUUUUCCUGAAAUAACACAGCUACAUUUCAGCAAUUGGUUUGGCGCCUUUCUCUUUGUUUCCCGCGCGCCCCUCCCAUUCAAUAAACCUCCUUUCCUCUGUGUCCAUCCAAUCCUAUAAAACUCACAAUUUGUGGAAUCGGAGAAGAUAGAAGAAGCAGGAGGGGGAUGUUUUAUUCGCCGACAUUCUUGGCUCGGAAGGGUCCCCUCGGUACCGUCUGGUGCGCUGCCCAUCAUCUGCAGCACCGUCUCAAAAAGUCUCACUACACCUCCACUGAUAUUCCCUCCACCGUCGGUAUGCUUAAAAAGACAAAAACUUUUAGCUUGUUAUGCUACCCUAAUUCUGAUUUGGCUAUUGAAUUUGACAAUGAUGAGCACAUCAUGUACCCAGACAUCCCGAUUGCACGGAGGAUGUCAGGCCAUCUUCUAUUAGGUGUUGUACGGAUAUAUUCCAAGAAGGUUAAUUAUCUCUUCCAUGACUGUCAUAUCAUCCUUGUUGGUUUGAGUAAGGCCUUUGAUGCCAAAAAGGUGGAUUUGCCCGAUAAUGAAAACCAAGCUCCAGUUCAUGCUAUUACUCUGCCCGAGACAUUUAACCUUGAUGCUUUGGAACUUGAUGAUGAUGAUAUAUACACUGAGGGGAGCCCAGAUAAUCAUCUCAGGAAUGAGGAAGACAUCCGACUACCAGACCAAAUUCCUACUGGAGCAAAUCCUUAUAUUGCCAUAACUUUUGAUGAGGAUAUGAUGGAUCUAUUGCAUUCAGAAGCAGCUCCUGAAUCAGGAAUCCAACUAAUGGAUGAGGAUGUCAUUCUUCAAUCUCCCAUUGGUGGUAAUCUCCAAAACAAAGAACUAAAUGCAGCAGUAGCUUUUCAAGAUCCUGGUCCAGCUAAUGAGACAAAACUGCCUGGCACAAGCAUGGCUUUUGGGGGUACAGGUCCAAGUAGCCAGACAGAAGUACUUAGACCAACUAUGGAUUUCUACAAUAGUCAUCCUGGCAAUGAGACAGAAGCACCUAAUAUCAUUCAUGAUGACAUCGUCACUCAAGAUUUUCCAGAAAUUGAAGUUAGGCGUGAUACGGUCCCUGAUAUUAGCAAUGAAUGCCUACCUCUAGGGCAUCCAGAGCAGAGAAAUGAUGCAAGUGAAAUGAGAGUAUCUUUGGAACGAAUUUGGGAUGAUAAGGAGAUUCAUACUCCAAUUCUCAGGAGUAUGUCAACUUCUGGAGCAGAGUCUAUACCAUUUCAUGACCACUCUGGGCCACCAAUGUUUGCUGCUUUUCGAGAGUCUCUUGGGAAUUUGUCUGGACAUAAAUCACCUCAACUUGCCAUUCAACCCUCUCCACCAGUACAGCAGCCAAGAAAGAGACAGAGAACACGGGGGAGGUUCUUCGAUAAUGAACUAGUGUUGUCUGAUAGGUCUAUGAAGAAGGCACUUGAAGAUUCUAGUGAUCUAGUACAGAAGAGAAUGAAUGUACGUGCCUCUGCUUUGGCUGUAUGGAAAUCAAAUAGCAUUCUCAGAAAGGGACAAUUAUUUCAUGGGGCUUCAGUAACAGGGUUGUGUGUUGAUAUAUCUGAAAUGUUUGAGAGGGACUACACCUUUGCAAAACCCAAUUUACCUGUACUACAGGGAGCUGUUUCAAGUCCUCGGAUUUUACAAUCUCCUGCUCCAAGCACAGAAGCCGAGGAUUUGCAGAUUCCUGCUACUGCAACUGCAGCUGAAGCUAGCCCAGAGCAUAGGGCUGGAAGACCUGAAGCUGCAGUGCCUGAAAUUGACAGGGAAACUGAAUAUCUUCGAGAUGAUCAAGGCAGUGCUUACAACAAUCUUUUAUAUGAAUUUGAGCCCUCCCCAUUGAGACCAAUAUGUUCUGCAAGGGAUGAUUCAUCUCCAUUAUCAAUUAACAGUUUAAGAUCAGAGACAACACCUCGGGUACUUCCAACACCAGACGCUGCAGCAUUCACUGGAAAUCAUGGAUCUGCGUUUGAAACACCAAGGGCAUUCUUGGAUAAGGGACUGGUUCUGGGAAGCAUGGGUCUUUCAGAUAUUCCUGAGAUGCUGUGUUCUGCAGAAGAUCUUUACUUUCUUGAAGAUGAUAAUAAUUCCCCAACUGAGUUCCAAGCUAGUCAUGGAGUAGAUUCCUUGUCUGUGAGAACCAGAGCAGCGGCUCAAUAUUUGAAGAAGCAGUCUCCUAUAACUGCUAUCUCAGAAAACUCAUCUGGAGAUCUCAGUUUGAAUAAGAUCUUAGAAGGAAAAACAAGAAAAUUAUGUGCUCGAAUGUUUUAUGAGACAUUGGUUUUGAAGAGUUAUGGAGUUAUUGAUGUACAACAAGAAAAAGCUUAUGAAGAUAUCACUUUGAAGUUGACUGCAACUCUAUCUAAGGCCCAGAUAUAAGGCCAUUGCAUCCAUGGUGCAUGCACAGGAAGCUGAUCCUACAAAUCUGGAGGUGCUUCUUGCUCUUGGUGUGAGCCAUACAAAUGGGUUGGAGCAGACAGCUGCUUUGAAGUAUCCAUAUUGAUGGUUAUGCCAUCACCCAAAGUGUGGAACUCUCACAACACGAGCUCUCUGAAUCAUUGUAUUAUGCUGAUAUUGCUAGAUUAUUCAAUGAAGCUGCUCAAAUGUCACCUGAGGAUGCUGACGUCCACAUAGAACUUGGUGUCCUAUAUAAUUUGUCAGGGGAAUAUGAUAAGGCUGUUGCAUCUUUCAAGACAGCCUUGAAACUCAAACCUAAUGACUACUCCCUCUGGAACAAGCUUGGGGCAACACAAGCAAACAGUGUGCAUAGUACUGAAGAAAUAUUGGCCUAUCAA